This is a messenger RNA of Jaculus jaculus (lesser Egyptian jerboa), 442 nucleotides long. RefSeq names its product trefoil factor 2 (gene Tff2). The record is from RefSeq and is a predicted model, not a curated record. Lineage: Eukaryota; Metazoa; Chordata; Mammalia; Rodentia; Dipodidae. Gene Ontology annotation, molecular function: CXCR4 chemokine receptor binding. Gene Ontology annotation, biological process: negative regulation of gastric acid secretion; maintenance of gastrointestinal epithelium; chemokine-mediated signaling pathway. The transcript is spliced from 4 exons. Bases 32 to 421 code for a protein of 129 amino acids.
UCUGCAAGCCACCCUAGGCAGUGGAGCAGACAUGGAACCUCGAGGUGCCCCGUUCCUGGCAGUGGUCCUUGUGUUGGGGCUGUGUACCCUGGUAGAGGGCGAGAAACCUUCUCCCUGCCAAUGCUCAAGGCUGAGCCCUCACAACAGGAAGAACUGUGGUUUCCCCGGCAUCACCAGUGACCAGUGCUUUGACCUUGGAUGCUGUUUUGACUCCACCGUCCCAGGGGUCCCCUGGUGCUUCAACCCCCUUCCCAGCCAAGCGUCAGAGCAGUGUGUCAUGGAAGUGUCAGCCCGUAAGAACUGUGGGUACCCGGGCAUCAGCCCUGAGGACUGUGCCUCUCGCCAGUGCUGCUUUUCUGAUGUGAUCCCUGAGGUGCCCUGGUGCUUCUUCCCACAGUCAGUUCAAGAUUGUCAUUACUGAGAGACGCUGCUGACCCCUACC